Molecule: messenger RNA, 1264 nt
Organism: Cannabis sativa
Lineage: Eukaryota; Viridiplantae; Streptophyta; Magnoliopsida; Rosales; Cannabaceae
Exons: 2
Coding region: 381-1046 (221 amino acids)
Molecular function (GO): zinc ion binding
Source: RefSeq, a predicted model, not a curated record
AAGACUGAAUUUUUAUUUUUUAAAUUUGACAAAGCAUGAGUCUUUGUGUCGGAUACCAUCGUUUACUCCCACAUAUACCAAACACAACUCUCUCUGUUUUUCUUUUUCAUUCUCUCAUGCAAUAUAUAUAAAAUAUAAUUUAAUUUUCCUUUUUCUUUUAUUUCCUUCUUCAAUCCAAAUCUCAAGUUUCUAACCUCAUCUUCGAACUAAUCAACUUCUCGGUGGGAGAGCAGAGAAGAACGUUAAUGCAGUUGAGCCAAAAAAAGGGUCACCUAAUACAAUACCCAUUUCUUUAAAUCCUUUAAUCGAUCAACUCUUUCUUUCUUACAAUCUUUUCGAUAGUUUUCACCUUCUGGGUCUACGAAAUUUAGCCUUAAAAAAUGUCCCACGUUGAUUUAGAACAAGGAAACCACCGCCGUUCAGUUACCGGAAGCGAUGACGGCAGCCAAUGCUUUUCCGACGCCGAUGAAGGGUCUUGCUAUUCCCAGUUCUAUUCCACCACGGGUGGUUCCUACGACGAGUGUAGCUUCGGUUUCGUAUGCGACAGUGGUACUGAUGUAGAAGACGGUGUCGUUUCGGAUUCUCGGCGAGUCUCUUCGGUUUCGGAUUGUUCGGUUCUGGUUGGGGAAUCCGAAGUUGAAAUUAAAGUGCAUUUGAGUAAAGUAGAGAGAGAUUGUCGAAUUUGCCAUCUGGGUUUGGAGAGUAAUAGCCAUGAAUCUGGAGCUCCGAUUGAAUUGGGUUGUUCUUGUAAAAAUGAUUUAGCUGCUGUUCACAGGAACUGUGCUGAGGCUUGGUUCAAGAUUAAGGGAAAUAAGACAUGUGAGAUUUGUCAAUCACUAGCGCGCAACAUUGCUGGAGCGAGUGAGAUUGAGUUAGCCGAACAGGCUGCCAACGAAUCCAAUAACGCUUCUGCAGUAACAAUGAUGCCUGGACCAGAGCCUCGAAGCUUCUGGCAUGGCCAUCGCUUCUUGAAUUUUCUUCUUGCUUGUAUGGUAUUUGCAUUUGUUGUAUCAUGGUUGUUCCACUUCAAUGUGCCUUCUUCAUAAAUUCCUGAAUAAAAGAAGCUCUGCUCGGCUAAAGAUCUCAAAAGAAUUCCAAAAACAAAAUUGCAUAAAAGAAAAAUUGUAUGAUUAGUUAAUGAGUUACUCUCAACUUAGAUCUUUAUAUGCUACUCCAUACCUGUAGAGUUUAUUGUAUCUAUAACUAUAAGGUUACUAUCUUCUUAUACCGUUAUAGCUCAAUGAAGCCUUUGUUUUUUUAUCAA